Molecule: messenger RNA, 1158 nt
Organism: Nomascus leucogenys (northern white-cheeked gibbon)
Lineage: Eukaryota; Metazoa; Chordata; Mammalia; Primates; Hylobatidae
Product: olfactory receptor 1P1-like
Biological process (GO): G protein-coupled receptor signaling pathway
Cellular component (GO): membrane
Molecular function (GO): olfactory receptor activity; G protein-coupled receptor activity
Source: RefSeq, a predicted model, not a curated record
AUGGGUGAGGUUCAUCUAGAUACAGUGCAGGGGAGAGAAGAGGAUGGAAUCGGCUGUGCUCUACAUGCAGCCAGCAACAGACAGAAGGAGAGAAAGCCCAGAGAACAGCAUGCUCACCAGUCUAAAGUAAAACAUUUUUACAGAAUUCUAGUGGGGCUUACUCAAGAUUUUUUUCCUCUGACCUGUGAGCUCCUGGAAGGAGGGAAUCAGACUAGCACCUUGGAGUUCCUCCUCUGGGGGCUCUCAGACCAGCCACAGCAGCAACACAUCCUCUUCCUGCUGUGUCUGUGGAUGUGCGUGGUCACUGUGGCUGGGAACCUGCUCACUGUCCUGGCCACUGGCACCGACACACACCUCCGCACCCCCAUGUACUUCUUCCUUGCCAGCUUGUCGUGUGCAGACAUCUUUUUCACCUCCACCACUGUGCCCAAGGCCCUGGUGAACAUCCACACCCAGAGCACGUCCGUUUCCUACGCAGGAUGCUUGGCACAGCGCUACUUCUUCUUGACUUUUGGGGACAUGGACAUCUUUCUCCUGGCUACAAUGGCCUAUGACCGCUACGUGGCCAUUCGCCACCCGUUCCACUAUAUGACGAUCAUGAGCCUCCACCGCUGUGCCCUCCUGAUGACCGCCUGCUGGACCCUCACGAGUCUUGUCGCCAUGACUCACACCUUCCUCAUAUUCCGGCUUUCCUUCUGCUCUAAGAUCAUUCCUGACUUCUUCUGUGAUUUGGGAUCGCUGAUGAAGGUGUCUUGCUCUGACGCCCAGGUCAGUGAGCUUGUGCCCCUCUUCCUAGGGGGAGCAGUCAUUUUAAUUCCUUUUAUGCUCAUCCUGGUCUCUUAUAUCCGCAUCACUUCAGCCAUCCUCAGCCCCUCUGCCCAGGGAAGGCGUAAGGCCUUCUCUACCUGCGGCUCUCACCUCAUUGUUGUUGCUCUGUUUUUCGAGGUGGUGAUCAGGGCUUAUCUGUGCCCCUCAUUUUCUUCCUCCAACUCAGUAGAGGGGGAUACAGCGGCUGCUGUCAUGUACACCGUGGUGACUCCCCUGCUGAACCCCUUUAUUUACAGCCUGCGGAACAAGGACAUGAAGGCUGCGGUGGUUAGACUUCUCGAGGGUAGAGUCUCCUUCUCACAGGGCCAGCGACUUCUGCUGAGAAACUGA